This is a messenger RNA of Macadamia integrifolia, 4178 nucleotides long. Its product is annotated as ABC transporter B family member 15-like. Gene Ontology annotation, cellular component: membrane. Gene Ontology annotation, biological process: transmembrane transport. The transcript has 7 exons. Lineage: Eukaryota; Viridiplantae; Streptophyta; Magnoliopsida; Proteales; Proteaceae. The coding region runs from base 162 to 3935 and encodes 1257 amino acids. The record is from RefSeq and is a predicted model, not a curated record. Gene Ontology annotation, molecular function: ATP hydrolysis activity; ATP binding; ABC-type transporter activity.
UCCACACUCAAUGAGGCGUUGGAGAGGACCCUAAUGCUUAUAAAUCAACGAUGAUAUGGCCUAGCUGUCACCCUUCCGGGCAAACUGAGUAGCAACCAAGAGAGAGAUAGUUCUCUUCCCUUGGAUCUUUCUCUCUCCUAAGUCCCAAUAUUGAAGCUGAGAUGACCGGUAAGGCCAAGAGUAGCAGUAAGAGUAAGACCAACUCCAUUCUUACCAUCUUCAGGCACGCCGACUGUAAAGAUGUAUGGUUGAUGGUUCUAGGAUUCAUCGGAGCCGUCGGUGAUGGGUUCUCUACGCCUACCUUACUCUACUUCAAUGGCAUCGUCUUCAACAAAUUCGGUAGUUUCUCCUCCAUUAAUUCUCGGGACAUAGUUAGAAAAACCAACCAGACUUCCUUGUAUUUACUGUAUGUGGCUUGUGGGUCUUUGGUUGCUGCUUUCAUGGAGGGAUAUUGCUGGACAAGAACGGGAGAGAGACAAGCCACAAGGAUGAGAGCAAGAUACUUGAAAGCUGUCUUAAGGCAAGACAUUGGUUACUUCGACCUGCAAGUGGCCAGCACCACCCAAGUGGUCACCAGUGUCUCCAACGACACCCUUGUCAUUCAAGUCUUCCUUAGUGAGAAGUUGCCCAACUUCAUAAUGAACGCGACGACCUUUGUUGGGUGCUACGUGAUAGCGUUUUUGUUGAUGUGGAGGCUGGCCCUGGUAGCCCUACCAUUUGUAAUGCUUGUGAUAGCUCCAGGCUUGAUAUGUGGAAGGAUUCUCAUGGGUAUGGGAAAGAAAGUGGGAGAAGAGUAUGGUAAAGCUGGUAGUAUAGUGGAGCAGGCUGUGUCGUCGAUUAGGACAGUAUACUCUUUCGUUGGAGAAAGCAGGAUCAUGAGUGAGUUCUCAACAGCACUACAAGGGUGUGUAAGGCUUGGGUUGAAGCAGGGUUUGGUGAAGGGUAUGGCGAUUGGAAGCAAUAGCAUUGUCUACUCUAUUUGGUCUUUCAUGUUUUGGUAUGGAAGCAAAUUAGUGAUGUACCAUGGUGGGCGAGGAGGAACCAUAUUCACUGUUGCAGCCUGCAUCGCCAUUGGUGGCAUAUCACUAGGCAGUGGGUUUGUGAACUUGAAGCACCUCUCUGAAGCUAGUGCUGCUGGAGAACGUAUAAUGCAGAUAGUAAAGAGGGUACCAAAAAUAGAUUCAGACAAUAAUGAAGGCCAGGUUCUACAAAACAUUUCAGGGGAGGUUGAAUUCAAACACAUAGAAUUCGGGUACCCAUCCAGACCAGAGAAUGCAAUUCUCAGAGAUUUCUCACUCAUUGUACCAGCAGGAAGGACAGUUGCUUUAGUUGGAGGGAGUGGUUCUGGAAAGUCUACAAUAAUCUCUUUGUUGCAGAGGUUUUAUGACCCACUUAGUGGAGAAAUACUUCUUGAUGGGUUCAACAUUGUUAAACUUCAGCUCAAAUGGCUUCGAUCUCAAAUGGGUUUAGUGAGCCAAGAACCAGCUUUAUUUACUACCUCCAUUAAAGAAAACAUACUCUUUGGCAAAGAAGACGCAACCAUGGAUGAGGUAGUUGAAGCAGCAAAAUCUGCAAAUGCUCACAGUUUCAUUUCUCUACUACCACAAGGAUAUGAUACCCAGGUUGGUGAAGGAGGCACUCAGUUAUCAGGAGGACAAAAACAGAGGAUAGCAAUUGCAAGAGCGGUGAUUAGAGCCCCAAAGAUCCUUCUAUUGGAUGAGGCGACAAGUGCAUUAGAUUCAGAAUCAGAGAGAAUUGUUCAAGAAGCACUUGACAAGGCUGUGGUAGGCCGAACGACAAUUGUUAUUGCUCACCGUCUUUCAACAAUUCACAAUGCUGAGAUGAUCGCUGUAGUUCAGAAUGGGCACAUCAUGGAAUCAGGGUCACAUGAAGAGUUGAUCCAAUAUGAGAACGGAUUGUACACUUCAUUAGUUAGACACCACCACCACCACCAACAACAACAAACAGAGGAGAAAACCAAAGAGGAAGAGAGCCCAUUGACACACCUAUCAUCAUUUCCCCUCUCAAAAUAUGAUAAGAUCAACGUCACCAAGCGCAAGCUCUCCUCACAAAGUAGAUCCAACUCUGCAAUCUCAGCAGCAACAUCAAAUCAAAUAUCAGAAGGAGGAGAAAUCAAUGCUGAACAAGAAUUUCCAGUGCCCUCUUUUCGAAGAUUAUUGCUUCUUAAUCUUCCAGAGUGGAAACAAGCAAUCUUGGGAUGCAUUAGCGCAGUGUUGGUGGGCUUAGUGCAGCCCGUGUUCUCAUUCCUGAUGGGUAGUAUGAUAUCAGUCUAUUUCUUGCCCAGUCAUGAGGAGAUCAAGUCGAAGGUGAGGAUGUACUCGUUCUUAUUCCUUGGCUUGACUCUAUUCUCAUUCGUCGUAUACACAUGCGAACACUACCACUUCGCUGUGAUGGGUGAAUCCCUAACAAGGAGGAUCAGAGAAAGAAUGUUGUCUAAGGUUCUUACUUUCGAAGUAGGGUGGUUCGAUCAAGAUAGCAACUCUACUGGGGCAGUUUGUUCUAGACUCGCAAAGGAUGCUAACAUGGUCAGGUCACUCGUUGGGGAUCGAAUGGCUCUUCUCGUACAAACCUUCUCAGCAGUAACCAUUGCAUGCACCAUUGGUAUAAUCAUUGCAUGGAGGCUUGCGAUUGUAAUGAUGGCCAGUCAACCCCUUUUCAUCCUCUGCAACUACUUCCAACUGGUUCUGCUCAAGAAAAUGUCAAACAAAGCCAUCAAAGCCCAAGAAGAAAGUAGCAAACUUGCGGCAGAUGCAACCUUAAACAUCCGAACAGUCACAGUUUUCUCCUCCCAACGUCGAGUACUCGAUUUGCUAGCCAAAGCUCAAGAAGGUCCACGAAGAGAUAGCAUUUGUCAAGCAUGGCUUGCAGGAAUUGUCCUCGGCAUCAGCCAAGGCCUCAUAUACUGCAGCCGAGCCUUCGAGUUCUGGUAUGGUGGAAAGCUCAUCUCUGAGGGUUACAUUACAGUUAAGGCCUUCCUUGAAACUUUCUUUACCUUAAUUAUCACCGGCCGUAUCAUCGUCGAAGCCGCCAGCAUGACCGCCGACUUGGCGAAAGGAGCUGACGCCGUUAGCUCUGUAUUUGCCGUGUUGGAUCGGAACACUCGGAUUGAAACCGAAAACCCGAAAGGAUAUCAGCCCGAAAUGUUGAUCGGUCAGGUGGAGCUCCGAGACGUUCACUUUUCAUAUCCAGAAAGACCCAACGUCGUCAUCUUCCAAGGGUUCUCACUUAGCAUUGAAGCAAGAAAGUCAACGGCGUUGGUGGGCCAAAGUGGUUCAGGGAAAUCAACAAUCAUUGGCCUGAUAGAGAGAUUCUAUGAUGCAUCGGAAGGAACGGUGGAGAUCGAUGGAAGGGAUAUAAAGGCGUACCAUCUCCGGUCUUUGAGGAAACGCAUUGGCCUGGUGAAUCAAGAGCCAACUUUAUUCGCAGCCACAAUCAGAGAUAAUAUAGCCUAUGGCGCCUUUGAUGGAGGUAAGGUUGACGAGGUUGAAAUUAUAGAAGCAGCAAAGACAGCCAACGCUCAUGAUUUCAUCACGUCACUUAAAGAUGGAUACGAUACAUGGUGUGGCGAUAGAGGGGUGCAGUUAUCUGGAGGACAGAAGCAGCGGAUUGCGAUAGCCCGAGCUAUACUAAAAAAUCCUGCGGUGUUGCUGUUGGAUGAAGCCACGAGCGCGUUAGACAGCGCGUCGGAGAAGGUGGUGCAGGAAGCAUUAGAGCGAGUGAUGGUGGGGAGGACGAGCGUGGUCGUGGCACAUCGAUUGAGUACCAUACAGAAAUGUGAUGAGAUUGUGGUAAUGGAAGGAGGGAAGGUGGUGGAGAAAGGGACCCACUCAGCUCUUUUGGCUGCGGGACCGACUGGUGCUUACUACUCCCUUCUUAAGCUCCAAAAGGCGCCUAAUACUGAGAAACAUCAUUGAUUAAUAGGUAGAUUAUAAAUCUGAACUCCUAAAUCCUAAUUAAGCAUUGUAUGAUGAUGGAAUAUGUAUAGUGUCUUGAGAGGCAAUUCAUGAGGGGUGGGUGGUUCAAGUAAAACCGGUUCACCCACUGUUGGAUAUAUGUAUGUGGUUAUGAUUGAGAGUGCAUGUAAGGAGCUUAUUAAUUAUUAAAUUUAAGGUCUUGAAAGACUUAUUUUAUAUGAACUUACAGGCAACCUUUAAGAA